AAAGAAUGAAAAAUUAAAAAAAAAAAAAAAUUAAGGAGAGAAGAGAGCGCCAUGUCACCGUCCAUUCUUCUAUAUAUAUUGAUUAUUAAUUGAUUAAAAAUAAAUUAAAAAUAUUGGCGCCUUCAUCCUUCUUCUUCUUCUUCGCUUCGAUCGACCCAAAUCACCAUGGAUCCCUCUCUUAUGAAGAAGCUUCUCGAAGAUGACGAGGACGAAAGCAUGCAUUCGGGGGCUGAUGUGGAAGCUUUUCAGGCUGCUCUAAAUAGAGAUAUUGGCGGUGAUGCCUCCCAUUCUCUUCCCUCUGAACCAAGCUCUGCUGGUUUGUCUUUGUCCCAAGGGAGCAAUAACACUACUACUACUACUACUACUGCUACUACUACUCAGUCAUUACCACAGUUCCCAGGGGCUACUUUAGAUGAAAGUGCAAACUUUCAAAUUCAACAAGACCAGAACAAUGCACAGCCACAAUCAAUGAAUUCAUCUGUGCAGGAGCAAGUAGUGAAUCAUGGACCUGUGCCCGAUCAACAACAGCAACAACAUCAACAACAGCAGCAGCAACAACAUCAACAGCAGCAGCAACAACAGCAACAACAACAGCAGCAGCAACAACAACAUAACAGUAUUAAUAAUACCUCACAAGGACCCAAGGACCUUGGUUUGCCUCCUAUGGUGUCCCAAGAUGAACCACAACAGAAGCAUACUGAACAAACUCCCCUUCAGACUCCUCAAGCUACUGGGAUGCAGAUGUCUGGAAAAACUCCUGUCUUGAUGCAGGAACCAGACAGACCACCUCCUCCAGAAAAUGAAUCACAGUAUGUGAAACUUCAAAAGAUGAGUAAUCAACAGGCUACGGUGUCCGAUCAGCCGACCAAUCCACCACAAGCUCGUAGUAAACAGGUGCCCUUUGGCUUGUUAUUGCCUGUUUUAAUGAAUCAACUUGAUAGAGAUAAGGGUAUGCAACUUCAAGAAUUAUUUCUUAAACUCAAGAGGGAAGAAAUCACCAAAGAGUCAUUUGUCCGUCUCAUUAGAGGUGUUGUUGGGGAGCAGAUGCUUAAAUUAGCAGUACAUGCAGUGCAAUCACAGCUGCAGCCCCAAGCAUCAAUGCGUAAACAGACUCAAGGGAUGCCAUCUAUCAAUACAGGGACGACACAUUUUACUGAUCCUCGUUCAUUUGCACAAGUACAUCAGAAGGGCGCCGGCUCUUCUGCAGAUGUCUCACACAUACCUGCUUCAAUGGGCCAAUUACAGACUAAUCCAAGCCACCAAAUUAUGGACAAAAAUGUUCAAAUGUUAAGAGAGGCAGAUCGUCAGUCAGACUCUCAUGGAAAGCUUGUUAAUCAAAUGCCUUUGUCAACUGUGGUAACCCCCAAUCAAGAGAGAGAUUCUAUGCAGCAUGGAUUUAACAGGCAACAGCAACUUCAGCAUCAACAGCAACAGUUGCACUUUCCACAGACAUCCUUUUCCUCCUUUGGAAAUACCGGUAGUCGUUCUCACUUGUUUUCUGGCACAAGUGCCAAUACUUCAACAUUGUCUGUCAAAUCGCAACCACAUGAUUUACAAAUGAGGCAAAUUUCUCAACAUCAAGGCAUGGGAUUGGGAUCAGCUCAGUCAGGUGGAGAAACACAUGGUGCGAAUGUCUUGGGUGUAUCCAAAUUGGGGCAAAAUCCUAGUCUUUCUCAUUUUGCAAAUAAUUCAAUGUCUUACGUAAAACCUGAACCAGUUGAGCAGGCUAUCGAGCUUCAGCGCAAAACUCCAUCAUCUUCACAGGCAUCGCCUUCAGUUUCUGCCGCAAAGUUUGAACAGGGAAACACAUUUUCUGGAACUUUAAAAGAUGAGUCUUUAGAGAAGCAGCCAUCAAGAAUGGGUUUUCCAACUUCUGCUGGGGUUGUUCCUUCAUCAUCCACAAGCAUGGCACCCCCACAUUCACUUUCUUCCUCCAUGGCUAUGCAACCAGAUCCCAGUGUCCCAUUAGGAGCUCGGGCACCUUCAGGAAUCACUCCAGCUGGAAUUAAUAAUAAGACACCUCCGAAAAAACCUUCUGUUGGCCAGAAGAAACCGCUUGAAGCACUUGGUUCUUCACCACCACCAGCAGGUAAGAAGCAAAAAGUCACUGGCAACUUUUCCGAUCAAAGCAUUGAGCAACUCAAUGAUGUUACUGCCGUUAGUGGAGUUAACCUUAGGGAGGAGGAAGAACAGCUCUUUUCUGUACCCAAGGAGGAUAGCCGAGUAACCGAAGCUUCUCGAAAAGCUGUGCAGGAAGAAGAAGAAAGGUUGAUCUUGCAGAAGAAUCCCCUGCAGAAAAAAUUAGCAGAAAUCAUGGCCAAAUGUGGUUUGAAAAACAUAAGCAAUGAUGUUGAGCGGUGCUUAUCACUGUCUGUGGAGGAAAGGAUGCGCGGACUGAUUGAAAAUCUAAUCAGACUGUCGAAGCAGCGCGUCGAUUCUGAGAAGUCAAGACACCAGACUAUCACCACAUCGGAUAUAAGGCUUCAAAUUAUGACGAUGAAUAUGAAAGCUAGGGAGGAGUGGGAAAAAAAACAGGCUGAGGCAGAAAAACUUCGUAAACAAAAUGAUCCUGACGGUAACAAUGGAGUUGAUGGUGAUAAGGAGAAAGAUGACUUUCGUUCUAAAUCGUUUAAGGGUCAACAACCUAACAAAGAGGAUGAUGACAAAAUGAGGACAACGGCGGCAAAUGUGGCUGCACGAGCUGCUGUUGGAGGAGAUGAUAUGCUUUCGAAAUGGCAGCUUAUGGCUGAACAAGCUCGACAAAAACGUGAAGGAGGAACAGAUGCUGCAUCUGGCUCUCAGCCAGGUAAAGAUGUGAGCCGAAAAACUUCAUCAACACCUGGAAAAACUACAAAAGACCAUCAUGAUGCUGAGAAAAGAAGCGGUACAACAUUUUCUGCUGCUUCUGGUGGAAGAAAAUUCGGAAGAAGCCAAGGCGUGUCGCCUCAAACAAAGGUGCCCCGUAGUAAUAUAACAAUCAAGGAUGUAAUUGCUGUACUCGAAAGGGAACCUCAUAUGUCUCGGUCUCCUCUUACAUAUCGUUUGUAUGAGAAAAUUCGAUCUGACCCGGCUUCUGCUGAAUGAUCCGAUGUGCCUCUACGGUUUUGUUGAAUUAGGCCAACAAGGUGUGUGGAAGAGUUGGAAAAUCAUGCUCAAUUUGGAGUGGUAUUGGUAAAGCUUGCUGAGAGAUUCUAGCUUGUACAACAAAGCUGAGUAAUAGUUAAUUCAAAUUUGCUUAUAUGUACAUAUACAUUGAUAUAAUAAAACGACAUGUCGUUUUACUUGAUUAGGAAAACGACAUUUUGUUUAAUUUACUUUGACUACACUUACUUUUAUUUUAUUUUAAAUAAAAAGAGAAAUGUUUUUGCU
Cannabis sativa is the source of this 3369-nucleotide messenger RNA. RefSeq names its product transcription initiation factor TFIID subunit 4b. The transcript has 14 exons. The record is from RefSeq and is a predicted model, not a curated record. The coding region runs from base 166 to 3084 and encodes 972 amino acids. Gene Ontology annotation, cellular component: transcription factor TFIID complex. NCBI's taxonomy places the organism in Eukaryota, Viridiplantae, Streptophyta, Magnoliopsida, Rosales, Cannabaceae. Gene Ontology annotation, biological process: transcription initiation at RNA polymerase II promoter. Gene Ontology annotation, molecular function: DNA binding; RNA polymerase II general transcription initiation factor activity; protein heterodimerization activity.